AAACAAGAAGAUCCCACCUUACCAAAACAGAACAAAGAGUCUCUUGCUACUACAGCACAAGAAGCCAUGGCUUUCAGAUCAACAGGUCUUUGGAAACGCUCGCUGAAUCCUCUCAUAGGCGGCAAAAACAACACCAACACAAACACCUUCGCCACAUCAACUCUGCCCAAGACCAAACCAUACUCCCCAGCGGCGGAUCAUCAUCAAUUCGCGAGGAAGUCGUCGUCGUCGUCGUGGUGGCCGCCGAGGGGAGAGUACGCGCCGGUGUACGUGGCGCUGGGGUUCAUCGUGCUGUCGGCGUCGAUGGGGCUGCACACGGUGGCGCACCAGAUGCUGUACAGCCCGUCGGUGCGGGUGAAGAAGAGGCUGAGGGAGACUUUGCCGGAGGUGGUGGAGCCGGAGAAGGUGGUGGACGAGUCGACCAGGUUUUUGGGCCACUCGUGGUUCAGGAAAGUGGCCCAUGUCCAGGAGUUCAAGAGCGGGAUUCAGACCUUGCCUCGCCCUACUGCUGAGACCGGCGAUGUUUAUGCCCGCCCGCCCGCGCGCGCUGAGACACUCGAGUCCGUCGGAGUCGAUCCACGGCGGCCCUGAAUUUUUUUUUUUUUUUUUGCUCCGACGGAAACUUGAUCAAAUUAGGAGUUCUAAUGUUGUAUGUUGUUUGUUUCCCUAAGACGCUCUACUCUGUAAGUCUACUUCUCGAGCUGAAUGUAAUUUCCAAUUUAAAGCCUGCCCGCUCCGGUGACGGCGGCAACCAGCCUUCUCACCACUAUCACCAUUUUAAUUCCCAAACCGUACCAUAUCAGCGGUGGAACGAACCGCCAUUGAAAGAAAGAAUGACAAGGUCA
This is a messenger RNA of Linum trigynum, 845 nucleotides long. The record is from the annotation of a GenBank genome assembly. Lineage: Eukaryota; Viridiplantae; Streptophyta; Magnoliopsida; Malpighiales; Linaceae.